Molecule: messenger RNA, 1552 nt
Organism: Perca flavescens (yellow perch)
Lineage: Eukaryota; Metazoa; Chordata; Actinopteri; Perciformes; Percidae
Product: B-cell receptor CD22
Exons: 8
Coding region: 65-1552 (495 amino acids)
Biological process (GO): cell surface receptor signaling pathway; immune response
Cellular component (GO): external side of plasma membrane
Molecular function (GO): transmembrane signaling receptor activity
Source: RefSeq, a predicted model, not a curated record
UCACUUCUCAGCGCCUUUAGACAUUGAGUUGUUUCUCCUCUGCUUGUGUAACUCUGGCAGGGUCAUGAGGGGGGUACAACAUCUGCUGCUACUGGCAGUGUUCGCACUUCUGGCAAGAUGUCAACAAAAGCCACAAGUUUCUGUGUCACCCAUGCUCAACCAGAUCUUCUCUGGGGACUUAUUUUUUCUGAGAUGUAACAGCAGUGGGAGCAGCGUGACAUGGUACAUCGACAAUGACAAAAAAACGAUCACAAACGACACCUGGAAGAUAGGAGCUGCCUCACCCAAGCACUCAGGCAAUUAUCAAUGCCAGAGCGAGAGCGGGCAAAAGAGUGACAAUUUCAAAAUCAACGUCCUGGAUUACGUUCCUAGUGCCUCACUCACCAUCAAGUCAGGACAGCCAGUGGUGCGGACGGACAGUUCUGUUGUCCUGCAGCUUGAAAAUGAGGAUGGUCUGUGGGGAUGGAAAUGCUGUGUCUACAGUGGAGGGCCCAUAAAGAAGAUUCAGUUGAAGUUGAGCAAUGACAGUAGGAGUGUGGUCUUUCAAUCCAGGAGACUGGAUGUACCGGAGACCGUUUUCUGGUGUACUGAUAAAACUGAACAAAACAGAAGUAACCAAAUCACAGUCAGGACCUCAGUGAAGGACGUAUCGCUGGAAAUGUAUCCUCUGCCUGCUGUAGUUGGGGAGAGUCUGAUUCUGAAGUGCCUUGCCUGGGGCACAGAUCUAAUAAGCCACACUGUUUUCUACAAAAACAAUGAAAUCCUUGAUAACAGUAACCGUCCCACCUACAAAAUCUCUAAUGUAACAGAAUCUGCAAUGGGACGUUAUAGGUGUAUUGCUACCUUCAAACACAAGGCGUACACUGAAGGGCCCCCAUACAGAGUGGUCUCUGAUGAUCAAGAUGUGUUUGUCCAAGCAUCUCCUAUGAAGGCAUUUCUCUCUGCAAACAGUGGCUUGUCAUGUUCUUGUUUACGUUGUCCUGAUAAUAGCUCCUAUCGUUGGUACCACAAGAAUAAUGGGCAAUGGGCAGUUAUGGAUUACACACAAGCAGUCAUGAUGCCAAAAGCGAGUGGUACUUACGCAUGUAGAGCUGUGUGGAACAACGGGAGGUCUUCUCUCAGCAUUGAUUAUGUUUAUCAAUCUCCGAUACCCAUUCUAACAGGUGUAUUCAUCGUGCUGGCAAUACUAAUUUUAGCAGCUGUGGGUUUUUUUAUAUGGUAUAAGAAGAGAAAUGCCACAGGACGGAUUUACGAGGAUAUGCCACUGAGGUCACGAGACGAAUAUGAGAAGCUGCAGAAGCGUGCCCAAAAGGAGGGCGAGUACGACACCCUUAAUCCAGAAGCACCAGGCAGACAGAAGAAAGAGGGUGAAUAUGAGGCACUGAAGAAAGAGGAAAUGACAAGUGGGGAGUACCAAACUGUUAGGAUGGAGGGGGCAGUUGGUGGAGAGGGAGGGUAUGAAGCACUGAAGAAAGAGGGAAUGAAAGAGGGGGUAUACCACACCCUGGGUAUGGAGGGGGAAGCAGGAGGAGGGGGGGAUACGAAGCACUGA